GAAGGUGUGAAGUGAGAAAAGGAAUUUGAAAAUGAAAUAAAUUAAGAAAAUAAAAUCUCGAUGCCCAGAUUUACACUCUCCUAUAGAGAUGACCAGGUUGUGCUGUUUGGACUUCACAUGAGCUGCUUAUGCUUGAUAAUGUAGACAGGUGAUUUUUAUUUAUUUAUUUAUUUAUUUAUUAUUGGUCCAUCAAAGCAUAAAGAACGGCAUAAUUUAAAACAUAUUUGGGUCCUACUUAUAUGAUAGUUUUGGGUCAAUGAUCAACCAAUGGCUAUGCUUAAAAAUAUUAUGUAACAGAAGAAACGGUUGACUUUUAUAUCUUGUGUGUCUGUUGUGAUGAACAUUCAAGCGCUUAAGUUUGUAGAAAUUUUUUUUUUUUAUUUCAGGGCUUAUCAAAGAUUAAAUUUGUGAAUUUAAUAUGUAUGAGCUUGAUAAUAAACGUAUUCAGUCAAAGUUUCAAAGGGUUGAAUAACUAAGUGGAUCAAUUAAGGCAUGUAAUUAAUUGUUCUAUAAGGCUGUAUUAGCUUUACAUUGUUUCACACUUAAAUUUAAAGGGAGAUGAUCACUAAACAUGGUAUAGUUCUUAUCUGGUUUCUUGGGUCUUUGAUCAUUACUUGUGUUGCUGUAGAUACAAUUACUCUUGGUCAAUCCAUUCGAGAUGGAAAUAUCUCUGAAACAUUAGUGUCUGCUGGUGGAAAUUUCGAGCUGGGAUUUAUUUCAGGUACUAAUGGAAGGAGAUAUCUCGGAAUUUGGUUUAAGAAAAUUCCAAUUUCGAAUGUUGUUUGGAUUGCCAAUCGAAAAGCUCCUAUAUCGAAUUCUUCUGGUGUUCUGCAGCUCACCAACAACUCUGUUCUCAUACUUUCCAAUGGUUCAGGAGGAGGAGUCUUAUGGUCUACUAAUACAACAAGAUCAGUAAGGAAUCCAAUUGCACAGAUUUUAGAUGAUGGAAAUUUUGUUGUAAGAGAUCGAAAUGAUGACAGCCCUGAUAAUUUUUUAUGGCAAAGUUUUGACUAUCCUUGUGAUACUAUGCUGCCUGGAAUGAAGUUGGGAAGGGAUGUUGUUACCGGGUUUGAUCGGUUUCUAACAGCAUGGAAAAGUAGUGUGGAUCCUUCUCCAGGGAGCUAUACAUAUCAAAUGGAUCCCCAUGGAUACCCACAGCCAUUUGUUUUUAAAGAUUCUUCUAUUGAGCUGUUCCGAGAUGGUCCGUGGAAUGGUUACUGGUUCUCUGGGACCCCUUUGUUACCAGAUGACACCAGGGCUGAGUUCUUCUUGAAUGACAAAGAGAUGUACUUUACCUAUGAAACGGGUGACGUCCCUACUAGGAGGACUUUGGAUAUAAAUGGCAACAUUUUGCGUCUUAAUUGGAAUAAUGUUACUAAUACUUGGGAAACAUAUCAUACAAAACCAAAUGAUAAGUGUGACCAUUAUGCAGUCUGUGGCGAAUUUGGUAUAUGUAGUCUUGUAACUUCUGUUCAAUGUCACUGUCUGAAAGGGUUUGUGCCAAAGUCCCACAUUGAUUGGUAUGAUAGGGAGCAGUUUAGGGAUGGAUGUGUUCGCAGUGGCCCAUUAAACUGCAGCAUUAACAAUGGGUUUAUAAAGUAUUCUGAUGUCAAACUGCCUGAUACAAGAUCUGCUUGGUAUAAUACAACAAUGACACUGAAGGAAUGCAAGUUUAAAUGCUUGCAGAACUGCUCCUGUACAGCUUAUGCAUCUUUAAACCUCAAAGAUAAAGAAAGCGGCUGCUUGCUUUGGUUUGGUGCUUUAAUGGAUGUAAAAGAUCUCAAUGGCCCUGGACAAGAUCUUUACUUAAGGGCGGCCUCUGACUCUGGUGAUCGGAAAAAAGUAAUUUGGAUAGCAAUAGGCUCCAGUUUGUUGGCUGUCCUACUUAUAUGUGGCACAAUGAUCUUUGUUCUACGGAAGAAAAGGAUGAAAGAGAGGAAACGAAGAUUCUUUAAAACAAGAAAAGUUAAAAAAGACAGCAACAACAACAACAAAGACAAAGAGAAGUCUGAGCUGCCAAUAUUUGCCUUCAGUGUCGUAGAGCAAGCUACCAAUUCCUUCUCACAAAAAAGCAAGCUUGGAGAAGGCGGCUUUGGACCUGUCUACAAGGGAUUGUUGGGUACUGGAGAAGAAAUAGCAGUGAAAAGGCUUUCAAGAAAAUCAAAACAAGGAUUGAAUGAAUUUAAGAAUGAGGCCUUAUUUAUUGCUAGGCUUCAGCAUCGCAAUCUUGUGAGACUUAUCGGAUGCUGUGUUGAAGCAGAAGAAAGGAUUUUAAUCUAUGAAUACAUGCCCAAUAAAAGCUUGGACCGCUUCAUAUUUGGUGAAACGAGCAAAUCCAUAUUGGAUUGGACAAAGCGUUUUGAGAUAAUCAAGGGGAUUGCUCGUGGUCUACUUUAUCUUCACGAAGACUCUAGAUUGAGAAUUGUUCAUCGAGAUCUUAAGGCAAGCAAUGUAUUACUUGAUUUUGAGAUGAACCCCAAAAUUUCAGAUUUUGGCCUUGCUAGAAGUUUUGAUGGAAAUGAUUGUGAAGCAAUGACCACGAGUGUAGUCGGAACAUACGGUUAUAUGCCUCCUGAAUACGUUAUUGAUGGGGUAUUUUCAGUGAAAUCUGAUGUCUACAGCUUUGGAGUUUUGGUACUGGAGAUUCUUUCUGGCAAGAGAAAUAGAGGUUUUAAUCAUUCGGAUCACCAACACAAUCUUGUUGGACAUACUUGGAUGCUUUUCAGAGACAACAAGACUUUGGACAUUGUGGAACCAUUAAUCCGGAACCCAAAAUUCGAAUAUGAAAUGCGACGAGCGAUACAUUUAGGCUUGUUGUGCGUUCAACAGCAUCCAGAAGAUAGGCCAAGCAUGUCUUUUGUUACAGCCAUGUUAAGUGGAGAUAGCAAAUUGCCUGAACCUAAAGAACCUGGCUUUUACUUUGAAAGGAUUAUGCCGCAAUAUUCUGUUUCAAGCACCCCUCAUUCAAGCACUCAUAAUGAAAUUACUAUGACUUUGUUUUCUGGAAGGUAGAGUUAAUCUUAAUCAUAAUCUUGUUGUUAAGCCAGAGUGACCCUGCUAAAUACUUGGGUUUUUUUACUGGUUAUUUAUGCUUCGAGAAAUUAAUUAUGUAUAAAUGUGUGAUAUUAAUGACUUACGAUACAGUUGAUUGCUCAAGAGCUUAGAUAGGAUAUAAAAUGUAUAGAUUUCUACCAUAAUACUUAGUAUUUCAAGAUGGCUCAUGCACAAUUUAUCCACCUUAAACAUAUCACAUUUUGUCCUAGCUCAACUGUUCCUGGUGGGUAAAAAUUUGGGUCCAUUAGUUUUAACUGUUUUUUAUUUUUUAUUUUGUUUUAUUUUUUCUUUUAAUUUCAAAAGCCGACAACACUGAGGUUGAUAUAUCCUAAAAGAUUAGGGAUUUAAUCAUUGACAAAUAACUAUUGAUCAGAAAUUGGUCUGAUAUUCAUUUGACAGAAAUUGACGGGCAAGAUGGUAUUUAAAGUAGUUUAUCAGAGGCAAAAAACGGGUUGAUUAUGAUAAGUUGAUGAUAAUAAAAAGAUUCAAGAGUUUUUUAAACGGAAGGCCGGUGGCAAACUGGCAAUCAUACCUCCAGUCGACAAAAUGCUUGUUCUGACCUUAGUAGUAAGAUAGGACUAUAAUAAGGAGAGAAUGAUCAUUGUUUUAUCAACACAAACUUCAUGAAAGGUUUGAAAGCUGGUUUGGUAUAUUAAUUA
Molecule: messenger RNA, 3713 nt
Organism: Chenopodium quinoa (quinoa)
Lineage: Eukaryota; Viridiplantae; Streptophyta; Magnoliopsida; Caryophyllales; Amaranthaceae
Product: G-type lectin S-receptor-like serine/threonine-protein kinase At4g27290
Exons: 7
Coding region: 559-3012 (817 amino acids)
Biological process (GO): recognition of pollen; protein phosphorylation
Molecular function (GO): protein serine/threonine kinase activity; ATP binding
Source: RefSeq, a predicted model, not a curated record